AUGAAGACCAACCUGGAGAGAACACCCACCCAUACACCACAGCAUGAAGACCCACCUGGAGAGUACUACACCCCGUCACACUCCUCCAUCACCCACCUGGAGAGUACUACAACCCGUCACACUCCUCCAUCACCCACCUGGAGAGUACUACAACCCGUCACACUUCCCCAUCACCCACCUGGAGAGUACUACACCCUGUCACACUCCUCCAUCACCCACCUGGAGAGUACUACAACCCGUCACACUUCCCCAUCACCCACCUGGAGAGUACUACAACCCAUCACACUCCUCCAUCACCCAACUAGAGAGUACGAUCACCAGUCACACUUCCCCAUCACCCACCUGGAGAUACGACCCCCAUCACACUCCUCCAUCACCCACCUGGAGAGUACGACCCCCCGUCACACUCCUCCAUCACCCACCUGGAGAGUACGACCCCCGUCACACUCCUCCAUCACCCACCUGGAGAGUACGACCCCCAUCACACUCCUCCAUCACCCACCUAGAGAGUACGACCCCCGUCACACUCCUCCAUCACCCACCUGGAGAGUACGACCCCCCGUCACACUCCUCCAUCACCCACCUGGAGAGUACUACAACCCGUCACACUUCCCCAUCCCUCAGUGA
This is a messenger RNA of Salvelinus fontinalis (brook trout), 627 nucleotides long. RefSeq lists its product as uncharacterized. Bases 1 to 627 code for a protein of 208 amino acids. The transcript has 2 exons. Lineage: Eukaryota; Metazoa; Chordata; Actinopteri; Salmoniformes; Salmonidae. The record is from RefSeq and is a predicted model, not a curated record.